Molecule: messenger RNA, 2554 nt
Organism: Calypte anna (Anna's hummingbird)
Lineage: Eukaryota; Metazoa; Chordata; Aves; Apodiformes; Trochilidae
Gene: SLC26A6
Product: solute carrier family 26 member 6
Exons: 19
Coding region: 1-2145 (714 amino acids)
Biological process (GO): transmembrane transport
Cellular component (GO): membrane
Molecular function (GO): sulfate transmembrane transporter activity; bicarbonate transmembrane transporter activity; chloride transmembrane transporter activity
Source: RefSeq, a predicted model, not a curated record
AUGGCGGCGGAGAUGGCACUGAGCCACCGGGUGCCCCGCGAGGUGCUAAGCGAGGCUGAUCUGGAGGAGGUGGCACAGAGGAAACCUCCUGCCGGACCCUCUCUGCGAGGCUGUCUCCGUGAGGCCAGAUGCUCAGCCAAGUCCCUGACCUUCCGCUUCCUGCCCUUCCUGCGCUGGCUGCCCCGCUACCCGAUCAAGGACUGGCUCCCAGGGGACAUUGCCUCAGGCUUCAGCGUGGGCAUCAUGCACCUACCCCAGGGUCUUGCCUACGCACUGCUGGCAGGGCUGCCACCAGUCACAGGUCUCUACUCUUCCUUUUACCCUGUCUUCCUCUACUUCUUCUUCGGGACGUCCAGGCACAACUCUGUGGGCCCAUUUGCCGUCAUCUCUGUCAUGAUUGGAAGUUUGACUGAAUCCCUGCUGCCCAGUGAGAACUUCCUGGAAUAUGACAGUAUCACCAACACCACGAUAGUCAAUGAGGAACGUCGUGAUGCUGCCAGGGUGGAGCUGGUGGCCACCAUCACUGUUCUAACAGGCAUCUUUCAGGUGGCCCUGGGCCUCCUGCAGUUCGGCUUUGUGGUGACGUACCUCUCAGACCCCCUGGUGCGUGGCUACACCACUGCUGCCUCCGUGCAUGUUCUCAUCUCCCAGCUCAAGAAUGUCUUUGGUGUCUCCUUGUCUGAGCAUUCGGGGCCACUGUCACUAUUUGUGACCAUCAUUGAGAUCUGCAAGAAGCUGCCAGAGACCAACAUUGGCACCCUGGUGACAGCCAUCAUUGCCAUGGUGGCCAUCUUAAUUGUGAAAGAGCUCAACCACAAGUUUGCUGCCAAGCUGCCCAUGCCCAUACCCAUCGAGCUGAUUACGAUCAUUGUCUCCACUGGUAUCUCCUACGGUGUCAACCUGCAUGCUAAAUUUGAUAUCUCUGUGGUGGGCAACAUCCCCAGUGGGUUGAAGCCGCCCGUGGUCCCUAACUUCAGCUACUUUGGGCAGGUGGUAGGCAAUGCCUUUGCCAUCGCUGUGGUGGGCUAUGCCAUCUGCAUCUCCCUGGGCAAGAUCUUUGCCCUGAAGCAUGGCUACAAAGUGGACAGCAACCAGGAGCUGAUUGCACUGGGCUUCUGCAACUUCCUGGGGGGCUUCUUCCAGUGUUUUGCCAUUAGCUGCUCUAUGUCACGGAGCCUGGUGCAGGAGAGCACAGGGGGCAACAGCCAGGUAGCUGGUGUCAUUGCAUCCCUGGUCAUCCUGGUGACCAUCCUGAAAAUUGGAGAGCUCUUCCGGGACCUGCCCAAGGCCAUCUUGUCUGCCAUCAUCAUUGUCAACCUCAAGGGCAUGUUCAAGCAGUUCCAAGACCUCUGCAUGCUCUGGAAGUCCAACCAGGUGGACCUGAUGGUCUGGGUUGUGACAUUCGUGGCCACCCUCACAUUGAACUUGGACAUUGGCCUGGGGGCCUCGGUGGCCUUUGGACUACUCACCGUCAUCUUCCGCACCCAGCUCCCUCACUACUCUGUCCUGGGACGCAUCUCUGACACUGAAGUCUACAGGGACGUGGCUGAAUAUGAGAUGGCACAGGAGGUCCCUGGUGUGAAGAUCUUCCGCUCCUCCUCCACCCUCUAUUUUGCCAACGUGGAGCUGUAUGCUGAUGCCCUGAAGAAGAAGAGUGGCAUCGACGUGGACCGCCUGAUUGAGAAGAAGAAGAAGGCUCUCAAGAAGCUGAAGAAGCAGCAGAAGAAAGCAGAGAAAGAGAAGGCAAAGAGGAAAAAGGAUGUGGGGGAUGGGAAGAAUGGUCCAGGUGUGGCGGUGAUCGAGCUGAGUGGAGUGGAAGGUGGCAAACCCCCUGAGCACACCCUGUGCGCCCUGGGGCUGCCCCAGCCUGACUUCCAUGCCAUCAUCUUGGACUUCAGCCCCGUCAGCUUUGUUGACACUGUCUCUAUCAAGAUCCUGAAGAACAUCUUCAGGGAUUUCCGUGAGGUAGAAGUGGAUGUCUUCAUUGCCUGCUGCUCGGUACCCGUCCUCAUCCAGCUGGAGCGGGGCAACUUCUUCAGCUCAGCCAUCACCAAGCACUGCUUCUUCCCCUCAGUGCACGACGCCGUGGUCCACAUCAGCCGGGAGAGGUGCCAGGGCUCAGUGGAUGGUGGCACCAGAAUGUAACCCCGAGAGAGGAAAAUAUCUCCCCAAGGAGCCAGAUGGACGAGGAGGAUUUCGCUGCUCCCGGUAGCACCAACUCACUCACCCUGAGGACCAGAGGCCUCAUAGCCCCAGCAGCCCCUCUGAACUCUGAUAGCUGGGGCCCUGCUCUGGCCAUGAGCCCCCCAGGAUGGAGCUGCUGCGGGCACACAAGGUGCCGGCUCAGCCGGGAACAGGCCUGUCCUGCUGGGCCAGGCUCUGGUUUACGGGGCAGCGGAGGUGCCCCUGGGCCCAGCAGCAGGGCUGUACCGGGAUAAACCCGAGUCGCGUUUCUCAGGCUUCGUGUGAAUGCGUUCUCCUCAAUAAAGCUGACCUGAGGCUGGGCCACCCGCCUGCACCCCGCCACAGCCGAGCACUGACAGACUGGGGUGAA